Messenger RNA from Equus quagga, 2028 nucleotides. RefSeq names its product ciliated left-right organizer metallopeptidase (gene CIROP). The record is from RefSeq and is a predicted model, not a curated record. Lineage: Eukaryota; Metazoa; Chordata; Mammalia; Perissodactyla; Equidae. Gene Ontology annotation, biological process: proteolysis; cell adhesion. Bases 1 to 2028 code for a protein of 675 amino acids. The transcript has 13 exons. Gene Ontology annotation, molecular function: metalloendopeptidase activity. Gene Ontology annotation, cellular component: cytoplasm; membrane.
AUGCUGCUGCUGCUGCUGCUCCUGGGAGCUGCCACGAGCAGAUGUCUACACGACGAGACACAGCAGUCUGUGAGGCUUCUCAGGCCCCCUUUCUCCCAACUUCCUCUAAACUUCCGCUCCUCCUCCCUCAUCCUCCCUGGCUCGCGUGAUCCUCAACCCCUCCGAAUCCAAACCUGCUACAUAGGAGAUCCUGUAUCAGAUGGAGCUUGGGAUCCUGAGGGAGACGGGAUGAAAGGGGGAUCUCGAGCCCUGGCUGCAGUGAGAGAGGCCGCUCAGCGACUCCAGGGUGUCCUAGCAGUUCGAGGACCCCUGCUUCUGAGUCGAGACCCUGCACAGUACUGCCAUGCUGUCUGGGGAGACCCAGAUGCCCCAAACUACCACAGGUGCAGCCUCUUGAACCCAGGGUACAAAGGAGAGACUUGCCUGGGGGCAAAGCCAUCUAUCAUAGCCUAUGCCGCCUGCUGCCAGCUGGACUCAGAAGACAGACCCCUUGCUGGUACCAUUGUCUUCUGUGCCCAACAUCUCACCAGGCCCAGCCUCAGCCAUAGUGACAUCGUUAUGGCUACACUACAUGAAUUGCUCCACGCCCUGGGUUUCUCUGGACAGCUCUUCAAGAAGUGGCGGGAUUGCCCCUCAGGACCCAGUGUUAAAGAGAACUGUUCUACAAGGCAACAAGUGACAAGGCGAGAUGAGUGGGGACAGCUGCUUCUCACCACCCCAACUGUUAGCCGCAGCCUGGCCAAACACUUGGGAGUGCUAGGGGUCUCACCAGGGGUCCCCUUGGAAGAAGAGCAGGGCCCACUGUCUUCACACUGGGAGGCCCGGCUGCUCCAAGGCUCUGUGAUGAUUGCCACCUUCGAUGGUGCCCAGCGCACUCGACUCGACCCUAUCACCCUGGCUGCCUUCAAAGACUCAGGCUGGUACCAAGUCAACCACAGUGCUGCCGAGGAGCUUUUGUGGGGCCAGGGAUCUGGCCUGGAAUUUGGCCUGGUGACCACCUGUGGGACCGACUCCUCAGACUUCUUCUGUACUGGCAGUGGGCUGGGCUGCCACUACCUGCACCUGGACAAGGGAAGCUGCUCCUCAGACCCCACGCUGGAAGGCUGCCGCAUGUUCAAGCCCUUGGCCAAUGGGAGUGAAUGCUGGAAGAAGGAAAAUGGAGUCCCGCCUGGGGCAGAGAAUCCCCAUGGGGAGAUCUACCAUUUCCAGAGUCGUUGCUUCCUUGCCAACCUCACUUCACAACUGCUCCCUGGGGAAAAGACCAGGCAACCCUCUCAGAUCCCACCCCCGAAGGAAGUGGAGCUCGCAGGCCGCUGCUACUUACAUCAUUGCACAGAGAGGGGAGCAUACAAGGUGCAGGCAGAGGGCUCACCCUGGGCCUCAUGCCUUCCAGGAAAGGCUAUUCAGAUACCUGGGUACUAUGGUCUUCUCUUCUGUCCCCGGGGUCGGCUGUGUCAGACUAACGGAGGUAUCGAUGCUGCUACUUCCCCACCUGUCAGUCCUUCAACCCAAGACCUGGUUUUCCAGCUGGCUUUAGGAUUAGCUGGGCCCCCAGACCACUCUCUGGGGAAGGAAGAGCGAGAAGAGUUGACUGAAGCAGUCCUACAGGCUCUGGUGAGCAGAGGAGGCACUGGCAGGUGCUACUUCCAUGGCCCCUUGAUUACCACUAGCCUGCUGUUCACUGUGCAUAUGUGGAAGUCCCCUGGCUGUCAAGGGCCUUCGGUUGGUAUGCUGCACAGGACCUUGACCCUGACUCUCCAGAAGCAGCCUCUAGAAGUAUAUUAUGGAGGAGCCAGCUUUACCACAGAACACAGCAAGUUUCUGGUUACCUCGGACCAUAAUCCUUCCAUGACCUAUGUAGGUCUGUCCAUGGGACUCUGCCUAAUGCUGCUUCUCCUAGUGGGUGCACUGGGAACAGUGGCCUAUAAGAAACGAGCUACUCUUCAGGUGGGACCAUCUGCCCCUUACCAUUCACCAGGGCUCCAAAGCACAACAAGGAGCCCAGCUGGAGGAAUGAGGGAGGUGUGA